Molecule: messenger RNA, 2169 nt
Organism: Echinococcus granulosus
Lineage: Eukaryota; Metazoa; Platyhelminthes; Cestoda; Cyclophyllidea; Taeniidae
Exons: 9
Coding region: 1-2169 (722 amino acids)
Source: RefSeq, a predicted model, not a curated record
AUGUCCAAAAUACUCGAGGUAGAGUUUGUGUACCUCCCCCUCGGUCUUCCGGAAGCUGACUAUAUGAGAAAUUUGAGUGUUCUUGAAGACAUGACCAGCAGUCCUUGGGGCAAGUCAGGUUCGUCGUUUGGGUUGACCAGAGAGAGCAAGCAGUUCAGUCGCUUGAAGAAUAUCUGUGAGAAUGCUCGUCUCAUAGGCAGUGUGGGUGCUGUGCAGGCUGCUGCGGAAUCGUUUCUGCCCUUCCAACUCGAAAGUGUGACCGAAUUAGAAGUGGCUGGGAGCGCGUGUGCCAGGAUUCUUCAGUCAGUUGACGGCAGUGCAGACGUCAAUAAAGUCUAUCCUGGUCCACUUACAACAACAAACAUUCCUUACUCGGAUCAGGUGAUCGAAAAUUUUACUGUGGAAGCAGGCCUGGCUUUCAAGAAGAGAAUUAAUCCAACUAAAGUUGUGCCGAUAAACAGAGUACGAACUAUUGAGAUAAUCGACGAGAAUUACAACAGACUGAAUGACUCUGCGUGGAUAACUGUUGCAGAAGAUAAAACUAAUUUGUUUGGACUUCCCCUGCAAAAUCACGCUCGUAAAGAUGCCUAUCGCUUUUGGUUGAGCAUAGUGGCUGUUGAUCAGCGGACACCGAUCAAUAUUCACUUCACGGUGGACGUGGUCAAGUGGCCCCUCGAGAUGACCUUAACUUCCAUCAAGUAUGGCUGGUUUCCUCGACCCACCGUUGUCCACAACCACCGCGUGCGAAUGCGCAUGAAGCUAAAAGGAACAGUUGGUAGGGGGAUCUUCCCCACCUACAGCUGGCCGCCUACCUCACCCGAGACUUCACUCUCCUACCGUUGGAACCUGGUCACCAAUCUAGACAAAUACCUCCGACCCGAAUGUAGUCCUCACUGUGGUGUUGGCAUCAUACUGAUGGAUAUUCAGCGCCAAGAUCAAUCGGUUAUCCAGAUAGAAUGGGCCCAGUUGCCACUGUUGCAAGAAGGAAUACGCGACGUGACUAGAAACCUAUCUCAUACUUCUCUGGCUCCUGCAACGAACAAGUGUCCACAACGAUCCAUACAGGAUCUCCAGCGAAAGCUCCUCAAAGCUCCUCUGUACCACCGAUACUCCUCUCCUUCAUCGUCAGUCUCAUCACCUCAUCAGGAGUAUUUCUCUGAGAAUGAUCUCAGGCAGGCCUCGUGGUCUUCCCCGGCCCCGCAGCUCAUUGAACACCUCGAAUGGGCAAGACUUGGCACGACGGCCGUAGUAGCUGUGGACCUAAUUGGCAAUUGCUUCUCCCCUUACUGGAAGGGCGAAUCCAGCAGCCGAUCCGCCACAGUCCUCUCCGUUGUGAAUGUUACCACCUACGUCGACUUGAUUGAGGUAAACGAAACAUCUUGGCUUAGCCUGGAUGCAACUGAUUGCGCAAUAUUUGGAAUUGCAAUGAAAUCAGCCAUUUCUGCCGGAAUUCAUGAAUUCAGGAUAAUGACGAGUCCGGUCGGCACAUUGAUAUCACGCGUGAUCAUUCAUGUGGGUGAUAGAAACCCUCGUUUGCCGGAGGUGCCGAACCAUCGAGUUCUAAUGCGUUUCGAACCAGGGUACGCAGUGAGGGCUGAUCCAAGGACCCACAUGCUGCAGACUCUGAGACGGAAGUGGGAGUUCCUUGCCACUAUUGAUGAAUACCUGCGACCAGAAUGCCGAAAAAUAGGUCGCUAUGUCUGCGCAAAUGACAUGGACCUUCUCCUAAUCAACGUUGCACCGGAUGGUGAUGUCUUAAAUGUGAUAUGGGCAAAGAAGUCGCUAGUGUAUGUACCAACUCCAUCAAGCAACCGUUCUGUGGCAGAUAGUCCAUACUCUAGUCGUCACGCACCCCGUCCGCGCCAAGAGCGAGUGGCGUACGGCGAAAUUCCUGCUCCGCGCAUUUCCGGUCCGGAGCACGAACUGUCGUGCCCCUGGAACGAACUAGAAGAUUUUAUCCUGCUGCUGCAAACUGGCCCACCCGACUCUCGGGUUCAGCCCAACUUGUUACGGCACUUCGAGCAGGCUGGAUUCGGUCGACUGAUGGGGGUAAAAGUAGAGAAACUUGGACAUUGUUCUGAACAACUGGAACCAUCUAUUCCAGAUAGAAACUUGAUCACUAACUCAAAAAUUUGCAACCUGCGCUACUACAAUCUCAAAAAAUUAUAG